AUGAAUAUUAGGCGUUGGAUCGUGAAGAUUAUGGAAUUGCCGGAGGAGCAAAGGGGAGAUGCGGUGAGUUCUAUGGUGUACGAAGCGAAUGCGAGAGUAAGAGAUCCGGUAUACGGAUGUGUAGGGGCAAUUUCGUCUUUACAACAACAAAUAGACAUGCUUCAAACUCAACUUGCGCUUGCGCAAGCUGAGGUUGUCCACAUGCGCAUGCGUCAGUUCUCUUCUAUGCCUCAUUCUCCAGAAAAUUCGUCCAAGGAAACUCACUCCCACCAAAAUAAGUCCAUUUUUAGCAUGGACAUGGUUGAGGAUCAACCUAACAUGGACGACUCCUUAUGGAACUAA
Messenger RNA from Striga asiatica, 342 nucleotides. The record is from the annotation of a GenBank genome assembly. Lineage: Eukaryota; Viridiplantae; Streptophyta; Magnoliopsida; Lamiales; Orobanchaceae.